AUGGCUAUAUGUGAAAUAUCUUAUGUGCUUCUAAUAGCUACAUUCGAUAUCCUGUAUGCAACAUUGGUUGAAUACUGUUGUGGAUUAUUCGAAAGCUUGAGAUAUAGAUUAGAAAAUGCAUUCAAUUUCGAAAACAAUAAUGGUGGUUUAAUAUUAACGCAGAAUACGUCUUAUUCAAAUAUCGUAUACUGUAUUCGAAGACAUAUCGAAACGAUGCAAUUUAUUGCUAUUAUGGAAUCGAUGUACAACAUACCUUUCUUUGUAUACAUGGGGUUUCUUGUAAUAUGUUUAAGUAUUGCAGGAUUUCAGAUGAUAACAAACACGGAAAAUAUAAAUAAUUUUAUAACAUAUUGUAUUUAUAUGAAUGCAUUAUUAAUCAAUAUAUUUUUUAAAAAUUGGCAAGGUCAAAAGAUCAUAGAUUCCAGCGAGAAGAUAUUUGAAUCCGUAUAUAACUCAAAAUGGUACAAUAUGCCAAUAGCAACACAAAAGCUUCUUAUAAUGAUAAUGAUGACAAGUAAAAAACCAUUGAAACUCACUAUUGGCAAACUCUUUGCAAUGUCAUACAUAACUUUUUACGCGGUAAUACGCACAUCAUUAUCAUACUUCAUGCUAUUGCGCUCUCUACAAUAA
This is a messenger RNA of Camponotus floridanus (Florida carpenter ant), 630 nucleotides long. Its product is annotated as odorant receptor 67c-like. Gene Ontology annotation, molecular function: odorant binding; olfactory receptor activity. The transcript has 6 exons. The record is from RefSeq and is a predicted model, not a curated record. NCBI's taxonomy places the organism in Eukaryota, Metazoa, Arthropoda, Insecta, Hymenoptera, Formicidae. Gene Ontology annotation, cellular component: plasma membrane. Bases 1 to 630 code for a protein of 209 amino acids. Gene Ontology annotation, biological process: sensory perception of smell; detection of chemical stimulus involved in sensory perception of smell.